This is a messenger RNA of Exophiala oligosperma, 3320 nucleotides long. RefSeq lists its product as uncharacterized. The coding region runs from base 80 to 3223 and encodes 1047 amino acids. Gene Ontology annotation, cellular component: cytosol; Golgi membrane; Ric1-Rgp1 guanyl-nucleotide exchange factor complex. The transcript has a single exon. Lineage: Eukaryota; Fungi; Ascomycota; Eurotiomycetes; Chaetothyriales; Herpotrichiellaceae. Gene Ontology annotation, biological process: intracellular protein transport; retrograde transport, endosome to Golgi. Gene Ontology annotation, molecular function: protein binding. The record is from RefSeq and is a predicted model, not a curated record.
CUGGUGCAAGUACUCAGACCAUUGGGAAUACAGAGAUGAAUUCUUUCAAACAUGACCUUGGACAGUAAGGUUGGAAAUUAUGUAUUGGCCAUGUGGUGUGCCUCAAGUCUUUGCAUACCAUGGCCCGAACUCGGUUGCAGAAGAAAGAGAUUCGGGCCUAGCCAAAGCGAGUCAUGACGACGAGAAAACCGACCUUAACGGCAUCGACCAAGCAUCUGGCAUCGAGGAUUUACAAGCAGCACGAAAUGAUCAUCUAUUCACAACAAUCACGCCUUCACGACUUGAUCUGUGGUCAACUCGACCAGUCGUCCUGCUCGCCUCAUUAUCUAGAUCACGAAAGUCGUUGCAAACUUACGGAUACAAUGUAUCUGUUCUGUUCAAGCCAGACGCGACGAUGGUUGUUAUCAGGACCACGGAAAGCUAUUUGAUUACCUACUCCGUGGAAAGCGACCAGACUGCUCGCGCGCUGCAACAGCAAUAUGGGUAUAGCCAAGCAAAACGUCAAAACGUAAUGCGUAUUUUUGGGGCAGACGACACUGCUGGCGUCCCUGAAGUCCUCCUCCGGUUCAAGCGGGCUAUCAAGAUAGACGCUGGUAUCAACUCUUUCAUCGCGUUGGACUCGGAGAUAAUCGUGGCUACUGUCAAACCCGCAGCUGUACAGUGCAUUCGCUGGGAGGCGCAAAAGGAUGGAUCACAUGCUGUUGCACAGUUGCUGUCCAAGAUGGAAUGGCUCGACACAAAAUCCGGUCUGUCGAGCAUGAUUCAUGACCGCGCAAUGAAUCUCUCGGUCUGGUUAUCUCCUGAUGGCCAUGCAUGUGCAGUCCAAAGAGUCAAACCUCAGUUAUCACGAGCUCCAUCUUCAGACGACUCCACUCCCUCCUCGCGAUCAUCAACAACACCUUCGACACGACUGUUUGACGGCUAUUGCUUCCACAAGCCGGAAGAAUCAUCUGCAGCAAAAUACGCCAGCAUCAACGCCCGCUUCUCACUUAUUGCGGUUGCGACCGUUGCUGGAGAGAUCAUCUGCUACGCUGCCAAAGACUAUGUCGGCAAUAUACCUCUGUCACAUACGUUCAAGCCCUCAACAUCCCCAUCGUCUCGUGGUGCUAUAACGUGUUUGACUUGGUCUCCAGAUGGAUAUUGUUUAUUCGCGGGCUACGAAAAUGGUUGGUCAACUUGGUCUGUUUUUGGGAAAGAGGGUGCAUCGACCUUUCACUCGAAUCUGUCCCAUGCCGAGUCUAACGACGAGAGCUUACUCCUUUCUGUUCAAAGAGCAAAUUGGAUCAGUAGCGGAGCUGAAAUUCUCCUGACGACGCCGAAUGACGACCGGAUAUGGAAGCUUGAAAUGUCUCGCAGCGCAGCCAUGGGCUGUUUCUCAUGCGCCAAUCUUGUCCGUGCGCUCCUCCAAACACCAAAGGAAUUGACAGUAUAUCGAGGCCAUGAGCUUCCAGACUUGACGUCUAUCUCGAACGAAGCAUCCCUGUGGCACCACGCUCCGUACCCGCCAGUAUAUCUGCACAAUCAAUGGCCCAUCAAAUCGUGCGUCAUCUCGCAAGAUGGCAGAUAUGUCGCCAUCGCCGGCCGUCGAGGUCUUGCUCAUUAUAGCUUGCAGAGCGGACGUUGGAAAACGUUCUCCGACCUUGCCGUCGAAAGCUCAUUCGCAGUCCGCGGAGGCAUGUGCUGGUUCAAUCACAUCCUUGCCGUGGCCACAGAAAACGCAACCGGGUACGAUUUGCGUUUGUACUCCCGCGACCUUGACCUAGGACGGACACCACUCCACAGUGAGGCUUUCUCGAUGCCAAUUGUGUUCGUGGGUCCCUCGGGCGAAGACUCGUUGCUUGUAUACACCUAUGAAAAUAUCCUCUACCAUUAUAUCCUCAACAUUACUGAUCGAGGCGCCCAACUUGUCCAGGUUGGGCAGAUAGCCUUCCACGGCAUCGUCAGAGCACCCAGCCGAGUGCGCUCUGUCAGUUGGGUCGUACCAGACAGCCAGCUACGCAAUGGUGACCCUUCGCGCGACGUCGAGUAUGCCUCUGUACUCUUCCUCGUGGAUGAUAAACUGGUUUUGUUGCAGUCGUCACGGAACGAGAAGGAUGAAUUGAAAUACGACAUGCGUGUCGUCGCUCAGCACGUAGAGUAUUACAUCCUCAUGCGCGAUCAGAUCUAUUUCAACUUCACCGGCACGGAAGAGUCUGCGCCUCCAACCCCUUCGCCAGGCUCAGCGUUUACGAUGCAGAGUCAACAUCAUUACUCGCUGAGGGACUCUCUUUGGAUAUUUAGUGGCGAAGAACUCAGGCUAUGGCCCGACGUACGUGACCUGCUAUAUCACGCGGCGGAAGGUGACCUUGGUACAUCAGCACUCUUGUCCAUGUCUGUUGAUUUCUACCCCCUGUCGAUCCUAUUGACAAAGGGCGUGGUGUUAGGCAUCGAGUCUGAACUGCUGCAACGCCGGGAUGUCAAUUUUGCACAAUUUAGGUCAGGGAUACGCACACAGCUUUUCCUGCCUUACAUUCUUCGCCACCAGUUGUGCGAAGAACACGAUACAGCAGCGGCUUUUGGUCUGGCGAACCAGUACCAAAAUUUGUCAUAUUUCCCGCAUGCCCUGGAGAUCUUGCUGCACCACGUUCUUGACGAUGAGGUCGACAGAACUAGAAAGGCCAAAGUGGAGGAAGACGACGACUCGCCAGGCCCUCUACCUGCGGUUCUGUCCUUCUUGCAACUCGUCCUCUCCCCCACGACGUACCUCUCCACCGUUGUUCAGUGUAUUCGAAAAACGGAGCUGAGUUCGUGGAGGACAUUGUUCGCCCACCUCCCGCCACCGCUUACCCUCUUCGAGCAAGCCCUCGAACUCGAAGAUUUGAAGACUGCGAGUGGAUACCUGAUCGUCCUGCAAGGCUUGGAGGAGGACGAUGAGCCUGAUAGCUAUGAUACUCAAAAGUUCGAGGACAACGUCAUUCGGCUCAUGAAGUUGGCGCGGCAAAAAUCCGACUUCGAGUUGUGUUCGGACCUGGCCAGAUUCAUGAUCGGGGUCGAUCCCCGUGGCGGUGCUUUACGGAGAGUCAUUGCUGGCGUGGGAUUCACCAACAAACAAAGCCAUCUGAGUCCGCACUUGAUGAUAUCGCAGGACAAGAAGUCGAGCAACAAUAGCUCACCGGGCAGCGGGUCGAGGUUGAGUCCAGUGAGUGGCGGAGACUAUUUUUCGUCAACUCCCGGAGGCUAUUAGAUGUAUAUAGAGAAAGAAAAGAGAUUGAAAAAAGUCAUUGGUGAGUCUCAAAAAUUCUGGCAUUGGAGCGUAUACGUCAAUUGUCCAUAGUGAAAAU